Messenger RNA from Closterium sp. Yama58-4, 1053 nucleotides. NCBI's taxonomy places the organism in Eukaryota, Viridiplantae, Streptophyta, Zygnematophyceae, Desmidiales, Closteriaceae. The record is from the annotation of a GenBank genome assembly.
AUGCUGUUGACUCCUGAAGACUCCGUGCUCAAUGCCAAGACAGCCGAGAGGCUGCUAGAGCGGUUGGAGGCGGUGGAGGUGCUGCGCAGGGCGGUGGCGGUGUUUGGCGGGGACUGGUUCCGGCUGGGCCUGUCCACGUACAAGUCGCACGAUCUGCCCGCCUGGUGGCGCGCUGGCAUCCACGACAAGGGGCUCGUCAAGGGCAUAUUGGUGCACGGGUACGGGGCGUGGGCGGCCAUCAUGAAGGACCCCGACCUGCCCUUCGCCGCGCUCAUAGCGCCCAGCAAGGCCGCCAAGGGCAAGGCGGGGCCCCGCAAGGCCGCGGCAGAGGCAGACGCCAGUGGCACAGGCGAGGGCGGGAGAGGCGGCAGUGAGCUGGAGGACGAGGACGGGGCGGGCGGGGGGGCGGCAGGGGAGGGGGCACCGAAGGCGAAGGUGGUGGUGCGGAGGGUGAAGUACCUGGAGAAGAUGCUCAGGCGCCAGCUCAUCAAGCGCGACAGCUCUGGGCCCCGCAAGCGCAUGUCUGCUGCUGCCAAGGCUGCUGCUGCCGCGGCAGCUGCAGCUGCUGGCACUGGUGCUGCUGGUUCUGCUGAUGCCAAGCCUGCUGCUGGCACUCUCAGUGGUGCCGCCGCUGCUGCUGAUGUGGAUGCACAGCAGCGGCGAGUGCAUGGACACAUGGCGCCUGCUGGUUGGUUGGCAGGUGCGCUACAUAAGGCUGGAGUGGGGGAAGAUGUAGAAAGAGGUGGGGGAGGAGAGAGGGGAGGAAGGGGGGCAGGUGUGAACCUGGACUUCACAUUGGAGAGGGGCGCAGGUGCUGCAGGAGUAGGUGGGGGGGAAGUAGGAGGUUCCAAUCCUAGUUCUUAUGGUGGCGCUGUUGCUGCUGAGGGUACUGGUUCGGCCAGAGCUGUGGGUGGAGGUCUAGGCUUGGGUAUGGGUGGAGGCAUGGGUGGAGGCAUGGGUGGAGGCAUGGGUGGAGGUAUGGGUGGAGGUAUGGGUGGAGGUAUGGGUGGGCUCGAUCUGAAUUUGGACUUGGACGACGCCAUGGAGGACUAG